Messenger RNA from Gossypium arboreum, 2453 nucleotides. Its product is annotated as ethylene response sensor 1-like. NCBI's taxonomy places the organism in Eukaryota, Viridiplantae, Streptophyta, Magnoliopsida, Malvales, Malvaceae. Bases 409 to 2319 code for a protein of 636 amino acids. Gene Ontology annotation, biological process: phosphorylation; signal transduction. The record is from RefSeq and is a predicted model, not a curated record. Gene Ontology annotation, molecular function: phosphorelay sensor kinase activity; ethylene receptor activity; ethylene binding. The transcript has 6 exons. Gene Ontology annotation, cellular component: endoplasmic reticulum.
UGACCAUAUAUUUUAACAAAAACCAAACCAUAAAAUAAUAAAAGAAAAAAAGAGAAAAAUCCAAAUCACUAACUGCACGUGCAAAACCUCCCUUUGAAUUCGUGCGUCGUCUUCUCUGUCCGUGAUUCGUGAAACUUUUGCCUUGCCUUUGGCCUUUUAGGCAUUGGCUUUCCGCCUCCUUCCACUUUACUAAUAUGUCCACCUUCCUUCCCCCUUCUUUCUCUCCCAGUUGCAACUUGCAACUCAACUUUGAUAACAUCAAAGAAAGAAGGUGGGACGGAUAAAGGGAUAGCUCUCUCGUCGCAUGGACGGCUUGGAUCACGCGCCUCACCUCUGCAACUAAUCUCUCGCCCUCAAUCCUCCUUUUCUGUCUUCACUAGCUUGAUUUAGAGCUAUUGUUGUCACAUUAUGGAGGCUUGUUAUUGUAUCGACUCUCAGUGGCCACCUGAUGAACUGCUGGUUAAAUAUCAGUAUAUAUCGGAUGUCUUAAUCGCCCUCGCUUAUUUCUCAAUUCCUCUAGAGCUUAUCUAUUUUGUUAAAAAAUCUGCAUUCUUCCCAUAUCGAUGGGUGCUUAUGCAAUUUGGUGCUUUUAUCAUUCUUUGUGGAGCAACCCACUUUAUAAACUUGUGGACAUUCACUAUGCACACUAAAGCUGUUGCUGUGGUGAUGACUGUUGCGAAGGUUGCAUGUGCUAUUGUAUCAUGUGCAACUGCUUUGAUGCUUGUGCACAUUAUUCCUGAUUUGUUGAGUGUUAAAACUCGCGAAUUAUUUCUGAGGAACAAGGCUGAACAGCUUGACAGGGAAAUGGGCCUUAUUCUCACUCAAGAAGAAACUGGAAGGCAUGUAAGGAUGCUAACACAUGAAAUUAGAAGCACGCUUGACAGGCAUACGAUAUUAAAGACUACCCUUGUUGAAUUAGGUAGGACCUUGGGCCUGGAGGAAUGUGCAUUGUGGAUGCCAUCGAGGACCGGUAUGAAUCUGCAACUUUCCCAUACUCUAAACUACCAAAUACAAGUUGGAUCUACUGUGCAAAUAAAUCUUCCUAUCGUCAACGAAGUCUUCAAUAGUUCUCGAGCAGUGCAUAUACCCUAUACCUGCCCUCUAGCUAGGAUCAGACCACUAGUGGGAAGAUAUGUGCCACCAGAGGUUGUUGCUGUUCGGGUUCCCCUUUUGCAUCUCUCAAAUUUCCAAAUUAAUGACUGGCCUGAUCUCUCUGCAAAAAACUAUGCAGUCAUGGUUCUUAUUCUCCCCACUGACAGUGCCAGAAAAUGGCGAGACCAUGAAUUGGAACUUGUUGAAGUUGUGGCAGACCAGGUUGCUGUUGCUCUCUCUCAUGCGGCUAUUCUGGAGGAAUCUAUGCGGGCCCGUGAUCAGCUCAUGGAGCAAAAUGUUGAUUUAGACUUGGCUCGUCAAGAGGCUGAGAGGGCAAUUCAUGCACGGAAUGAUUUCCUUGCUGUAAUGAACCAUGAAAUGCGCACACCAAUGCAUGCAAUUAUUGCAUUGUGUUCCCUUCUUCUGGAGACCGAGCUAACCCCAGAGCAAAGAGUUAUGAUUGAGACAGUGCUAAAGAGUAGCAACCUUUUGGCGACACUAAUCAAUGAUGUUCUGGAUCUUUCUAGACUUGAAGAUAAUAACCUAGAACUAGACUUUGGAAUGUUCGAUCUUCAUGGAAUCUUCAAAGAGGUCAUUAAUCUGAUAAAGCCAAUUGCGUCUGUAAAGAAGCUAUCUAUGACUAUGAUUCUGGCACCUGAUUUGCCAAUGUUUGCUAUUGGUGAUGAGAAACGGCUUAUGCAAACUAUUCUAAAUGUCGUGGGUAAUGCUGUGAAGUUCACAAAGGAGGGUUACAUUUCAAUUAUAGCUUCUGUUGCAAAACCAGAGGCUUUAAGGGACUGGCGACCUCCAGAAUUUUACCCGGUGUCUACCGAAGGCCACUUCUAUCUAAGAGUGCAGGUUAAGGAUUCAGGCUGUGGUGUUCUCCCACAAGAUAUACCAAUUCUCUUUACCAAAUUUUCACAGCCUCGAAGUGGGAAUAGCAGCGGUGCGGGGCUUGGACUUGCCAUUUGUAGAAGGUUUGUAAAUUUGAUGGGAGGCCACAUAUGGAUUGAAAGUGAGGGCCUUGACAAAGGUUGCACAGUAACAUUCCUUGUCAAACUUGGGAUCUGCAGCAAUCCCGAUGAUUCAGCUAUCCAUCAAGCUUCAUCGCAAGUUAGAGCAUAUCAUGGAAGUGCAGAUCUGAGUGGACAAAAACCUAUAUUAAGAGAUCACGGUCAUCGAGCUAUCUCAUCCAAUCCCAAUGCACGAUACCAAAGAAGUCUUUAGAGUUGCAUGAGAGAAAUACGACUUACAUUAUUUUCUUAUUUUCAUAUCAUUUGAAGUGAUGAUUGCUGAUUAAAGAAACUUUUAUAAUAGUCUUAUUUUUAUUCAUAUAAAGAGCUAUAAAUAGCGAGCUAGAA